Tupaia belangeri chinensis (Chinese tree shrew) is the source of this 951-nucleotide messenger RNA. It is a transcript of the gene CUNH19orf18, whose product is annotated as chromosome unknown C19orf18 homolog. The record is from RefSeq and is a predicted model, not a curated record. The coding region runs from base 113 to 820 and encodes 235 amino acids. NCBI's taxonomy places the organism in Eukaryota, Metazoa, Chordata, Mammalia, Scandentia, Tupaiidae. The transcript has 6 exons.
ACAUUCUGUAGAUAUCUGUUUAUUACAGUUCCUCAGAUAAAUAUAGGGCAGCUGCUAGACUAGAGCUAAAUAUUUCCUUUCAGCUACAUGAUAAAAGAACAAUUUUUGUGUGAUGGACAGGAGUCAAUGUUCUUUCAUUAUUUUAUUUUUGGUUUUAAUACAAUACCCACUUCGUUUAUGCUUAUCUUAUGAAAUUAGGUUCUACCCAGUUAAAAAAACAGCAGACUUACCAGGUGGUAAACAAGCACAAGUAACCAGAUAUGUGACUAAACAGCCCAGAACACUUAACGGUCUAAUCCUACCUGGGAUUCCAGGGGCUGCCUCAAAACCCAAAGGUACUACAAAGAUGGAUGACACACCUGAGCCUACAAAGAACAACCAUGGUUUCCUAGCACAUUCUAUAGCCUUAAAAUCGGACACCUGGAAUGCAGCAAUGAUACCACAGAGACCUGCAUUUGUUUGGGUUAUUUUAAUUGCAUGUGUAGCCUUCAGCAUUGCCCUGAUAUGUGGGAUUGCAAUCUCCUAUGUGAUAUAUCGACUGGCACAGGCUGAGGAAAGACAACAACUUGCUAUGCUUUAUAAAAAUGUCAAGAUACCAUUAUUAGAAGAUGAAGAGGAGGGUUCUGAGGAUGAAAGCCAUGAUGAGUCUACUUAUUUGCUUCCAGAGAAUGAAAAGGAACUGGAAACAUUCAUUCAUUCAGUUAUUAGACAGAAAAGAAGGGAAAAUAUUGAAAAGAAGAGAUUGAAGGAAGAAAAAAAGUCAGGAAAGGAAAAUAAAACAAAGAUUGGUAUGCACAAUGCAAAAAUGGAGAAUUUGUAAAGCAAAUGGGAGAUGCAAGAUGUACGAGCCAGUGUGGAACAAAGAUUGCAGCGAUGACAGAUGGCAAGAACAUGAUUUGCUGCUAGAGAAGCUUGUAGAUAAGCCCUUCAAAGAAACACAGAAAGUAUAUA